Abrus precatorius (Indian licorice) is the source of this 612-nucleotide messenger RNA. RefSeq lists its product as uncharacterized. The record is from RefSeq and is a predicted model, not a curated record. Bases 1 to 612 code for a protein of 203 amino acids. NCBI's taxonomy places the organism in Eukaryota, Viridiplantae, Streptophyta, Magnoliopsida, Fabales, Fabaceae. The transcript is spliced from 2 exons.
AUGGGGAAUUGCUCUAUCAAGAGUACCACUGGAGAGUGUCACCACUCCAUUCGGGUUCUGAGUGAUAGUGGUGCUAUUUUACAAUUCAAAGCUCCUAAAACAGUAGCUCAAGUGCUUCAACAUUACCCAGGUUAUGGUAUUUUUCGCCAAGGUCAUGCCUCAUCACCUUUGCCACCCCAAGAGAGCUUAAGCUAUGCUCUUUUCUAUUAUCUUCUUCCCUUGAAGGAGGUGCAAGUCAACACAAGUGGGGUUUCAGAACAACAACCAAACGAGUCACUUGGUGGUGCACCUUGUGAUUAUGUGAAGAAUCUAGCAAAUGGGUCUGCUCUUGAAGUCCUGUCAUCAGCUAAGAAUGGUGUAUGGAGAGUGAAGUUGGUGAUUGACACAAGACAACUAGAGGAGAUUUUGUCAGAGGAGGUGAAUACUGAGGCACUGAUUGAGAAGAUGAGGAUGGCUGCAACUGCAAGCUCUACUAGUAGCCCUACAAGGAGCAGAACCAUCACCACUUGGAAGACAACGCUUUUAGGUACAUUCUGGACGCACGUUAAUAGUGGAAAGAUUACUAAUAGCACUGCCACUGCAGGGUCUAAUUUGGGUUUGAGUUCUUGUUAG